GGUAGUACACAAACACCAGAAACAUACACACGCACACCCCGAUCUCACUCUCUCGAGUGUACUAGCAACCAAGGAAAAUGGCGCCGGUGAAGGUGUUCGGGCCGGCCAUGUCGACGAACGUGGCCCGGGUGCUGCUGUGCCUGGAGGAGGCCGGCGCCGAGUACGAGGUGGUCAACAUCGAUUUCAAGGCCAUGGAGCACAAGAGCCCCGAGCAUCGCGUCAGAAACCCGUUCGGCCAAAUCCCUGCUUUCCAGGAUGGGGAUCUGCUUCUCUUCGAGUCACGCGCAAUUUCAAGGUACGUGCUUCGCAAAUACAAGACGAACCAAGUCGACCUGCUGAGGGAGGGCAACCUAAAGGAGGCGGCCAUGGUGGAUGUAUGGACGGAGGUCGACGCACACAGCUACAACCCAGCCAUCUCGCCGAUCGUGUAUGAGUGCCUCAUCAAUCUGAUCAUGCUCGGCCUGCCGACCAACCAGAAGGUGGUGGGCGAGAGCCUGGAGAAGCUGAAGAAUGUGCUGGAGGUCUACGAGGCACACCUCUCCAAGCACAAGUACCUGGCCGGGGACUUCGUCAGCUUCGCGGACCUCAACCAUUUCCCAUACACCUUCUAUUUCAUGGCCACGCCUCACGCGGCCCUCUUCGACUCGUACCCGCACGUCAAGGCCUGGUGGGAGAGCCUCAUGGCGAGGCCGGCCGUCAAGAAGCUUGCCGCACAAAUGGUUCCGAAGAAGCUAUGAUUUGCUAGGCAGGGUUUUGCAUCAUGGGAUCGGAUCUCUGAUCUGUAUGGCAUUUUCUUGUCGGUGUCGCUAAUAAGGCAAUAAGCUUGUGUGUGGCUGGAAUUGCACCAGCGUGCGGUUUUUGUGCUUUGCGUGUGCGUGGUCGUGGAAACUCUUGAGAUGGAACAAUGUCUUCAAAAUGCGUUCAGAUUUGUUGCUUGGCAAGCCUUAAAUAAGAUGUUUGUGUGUCUCUCUA
Triticum dicoccoides is the source of this 972-nucleotide messenger RNA. RefSeq names its product probable glutathione S-transferase GSTF1. The transcript is spliced from 3 exons. The coding region runs from base 78 to 737 and encodes 219 amino acids. Gene Ontology annotation, cellular component: cytoplasm. Gene Ontology annotation, molecular function: glutathione binding; glutathione transferase activity. The record is from RefSeq and is a predicted model, not a curated record. NCBI's taxonomy places the organism in Eukaryota, Viridiplantae, Streptophyta, Magnoliopsida, Poales, Poaceae. Gene Ontology annotation, biological process: glutathione metabolic process.